UCGUGUUAGUUCGGAGAAGCAUCAGACGGAGAACCGAGAAGGUUCAGAGCAGCAGGUGUUGAUUGUAUUCUUGGAAUACUCGAGUGGAUUUUUGUUUUUCUAAAGCCCUAUAUCCGAACAUCUGUCUGCUUUUCGGACAAAGAGAGAGGGAUAUAUCCAGCUGCUGUAAAUAAUUCGAUUUUCAAGAGGAACAAGAGAGACUGUACGUAAUAAGUCUUUAAGAUGUCGAAGAUGGGAAAUUACGAUGUUGCGCACGACGACGGACCUGGUUUUGUCGGAAUAAAGUUUUGUCAAGAAUGCAACAACAUGUUGUAUCCCAAGGAAGACAAGGAGAACAAAGUCUUGAUGUACGCGUGCAGAAAUUGCGAUUUCAAGACACUUGCCGACAGCAGCUGCAUUUAUGUCAACAAAAUUAUGCACGAAAUUGACGAACUGACUCACAUUGUGGCAGACGUCAUAUCGGAUCCAACUUUACCAAGAACUGAAGAACAUCCAUGUCCAAAGUGCAAUCAUCGUGAGUCUGUAUUCUUUCAAGCCCAAACUCGACGCGCUGAAGAAGAGAUGAGACUUUAUUAUGUAUGCACAAAUGCACACUGCACGCAUAGAUGGACAGAAUAAAAUUAUAGUAUUAUGUUAUUAUAGGGAUUAAGACAGAUUUAACUAUUAAUGUAAUUUUAUAAAAAACUCUCUACUUUAUAACAAAAAACUAUCAUAAUAAAAGACUAUUUUUAAUCAAAAA
Molecule: messenger RNA, 739 nt
Organism: Nasonia vitripennis (jewel wasp)
Lineage: Eukaryota; Metazoa; Arthropoda; Insecta; Hymenoptera; Pteromalidae
Gene: RpII15
Product: DNA-directed RNA polymerase II subunit RPB9
Exons: 3
Coding region: 223-618 (131 amino acids)
Biological process (GO): maintenance of transcriptional fidelity during transcription elongation by RNA polymerase II; transcription-coupled nucleotide-excision repair; DNA-templated transcription
Cellular component (GO): RNA polymerase II, core complex
Molecular function (GO): zinc ion binding; nucleic acid binding; DNA-directed RNA polymerase activity
Source: RefSeq, a predicted model, not a curated record